Molecule: messenger RNA, 3426 nt
Organism: Papaver somniferum (opium poppy)
Lineage: Eukaryota; Viridiplantae; Streptophyta; Magnoliopsida; Ranunculales; Papaveraceae
Product: transport inhibitor response 1-like protein
Exons: 3
Coding region: 609-2552 (647 amino acids)
Biological process (GO): SCF-dependent proteasomal ubiquitin-dependent protein catabolic process
Cellular component (GO): SCF ubiquitin ligase complex
Source: RefSeq, a predicted model, not a curated record
AUAUUAGGGAGGCCGUCUCAUUUUCGUUAGAUCCAUUCAGAAAGGAAAAAAGAAAAAGUGGAGGCUUUUUGGUUUUGGAAAAUAAUAAUAAGAAUUAGAUUUUUCUAGUAGAUUUACUUGAGAGGGAAGAAGGAAGGGGGAGAUAAAAAAGGGGUGAACAAUGGAGAAGUAGUAGAGGUGAGGAAGAAAGAGAAAGACAUGUAGAAUCCCGAUGUACAGAGAGCAGAGACAUGAGAGUGGAGUGGAGACUAAAAAUAGAUAGGAGGUGUGCUGUGGUGGUGUAAGAGAGAGCAACAAAUACUAGUAUAAAAAUUUGUUUCUCUCUCUCUCUAAAAACUCAUUUAACUCUGAAUUCAUUAAAAAUUUGUUCCACUUCCAUACUUGUAUGUAUGCUCCCUUCCUCCCUCCCUCACUCCCUCACCCUCUCUCUCUCAUCAAAUCUUGAAUAUUAAGCUUAUUUAUCAGUUUGGGUCCCAACUCCAAAUCUCUUCACUCUCUCUCUCUCUCUAACUGAGAGAUUCUAAAAAGAUGAUCUGAACUAGUAAUAAAAAUGAAGAGAAAAUUAUGGGUCUCUUUUUUAAAGUUUGGGAUAUAGAUCAGAGAAACACAUGAGUGUAGAAGAAGAAGAAGAAAAUCAAACUAAAAUGUUACAGGUCGAAGAGAAAUCAGAUCUUGCUGGUGUUGAUGGGAUUGAUUCUUCCAACAAAAGUCGAAUCUGCGGUGGUGGUAUUGCUGGUGGUGGUGGUGGUGUAAGUGUUGGAAAUGAUUCUUCUUCUUCUACAUCGUCUUCUUCAGCAACUUUUCCUGACCAAGUUCUUGAAAAUGUUUUGGAAAACGUACUUCUCUUCUUAACAUCACGCCAUGAUCGUAACUCAGUCUCUCUCGUUUGUAAAUCAUGGUACAGAGCUGAAGCAUUUAAUAGGUUAGAAUUAUUUAUAGGGAAUUGUUAUGCUGUUUCACCGAUCCGGGCGAUUCGAAGAUUUCAGAGAGUUAGAUCUUUGGUAUUAAAAGGAAAACCCAGAUUCGCUGAUUUUCAAUUAGUUCCUCAGAAUUGGGGGGCUCAUUUUACUCCAUGGGUUACGCAAAUGUCUUUAGCUUAUCCAUGGCUGGAGAAGAUUUGUUUGAAAAGAAUGUCGAUUUCUGAUGAUGAUUUGAGUCUGAUUGCUAAUUCUUUUACUGGAUUCAAGGAACUUGUUCUUGUUUGCUGCGAAGGAUUUGGUACUAGUGGACUUGCUAUUGUCGCUAGUAAGUGCAGGCAACUAAGAGUGCUUGAUCUGAUUGAAUGCGACGUGAUAGAUGAAGAAAUAGAUUGGAUAUCAUGCUUUCCAGAGAAUGGAACUUGUCUUGAAUCUCUUAGUUUCGAUUGUGUGGAAUGUGCAAUAAUCUUCGAAGCUCUGGAGAGAUUAGUGGCACGGUCUCCUUCAUUGAGAAAGCUCAGGGUGAACCGCAAUGUCUCAACUGGACAGCUACACCGGUUAAUGAUCCGAGCUCCACAGCUAACUCAUUUAGGAACAGGAUCUUUUAGCCCUUCGGAUGCCAUUCAUCAAGAAGAACAAGAAUUGGAUCUUUUUUCGGCUUUCACUUCCUGCAGAUCUCUGAUCUGUUUAUCAGGAUUUAGAGACAUUUUACCAGAUUAUCUACCUUCUAUCUAUCCUGUUUGUGCUAACCUAAUCUCGUUGAACUUCAGUUAUGCCAAUAUCGAUGCUGUGCAAUUGAAAUCAGUCAUUCGCCACUGUCAUAAGCUCCAGGUUUUCUGGGUCCUUGAUUCGGUAUGUGAUGAAGGACUCCAAGCCGUGGCUGCAUCUUGCAAGGACCUCCGCGAGGUUCGAGUUUUCCCUAUGGAUGCUCGGGAGGAUAGCGAGUGCCCUGUUUCAGAAGUGGGCCUUCUUGCGAUUUCUGAGGGGUGUAGGAAACUUCGAUCAAUUUUAUAUUUUUGCCAGCGAAUGACUAAUGCGGCAGUUGUGGCCAUGUCUAAGAACUGUCCUGAACUUGUUGUGUUCCGACUCUGUAUAAUGGGGCGUCACCUGCCUGACCACAUAACCAGGAAACCCAUGGAUGAAGGGUUUGGAGCCAUAGUUAUGAACUGUAAAAAGCUCACAAGACUUGCAGUUUCUGGUUUGCUGACAGAUGAGGCAUUCCGUUUGAUUGGUAUGUACGGGAAACUGGUUAGGACCCUUUCUGUUGCUUUUGCGGGGGAUACUGACGAUGCCCUAACUUAUGUGCUGGAAGGCUGCCCUAAAUUGCAGAAGCUUGAGAUCAGGGAUAGUCCGUUUGGUGAUGCAGCAUUGUUCUCUGGUCUGCACCAUUAUUAUAACAUGAGGUUUCUCUGGAUGUCUGCAUGUAGACUCUCUUUUUCUGGAUGCAGGCAAGUUGCACAAAGAAUGCCCCAUCUGGUUGUAGAAGUGAUUAAGGACAUAGAUGAAGAGGAGAUAGGUGAGUCCUCUGUUUCUUCGUUUAAAGAAGAUCAUGGUGAUCUUGUUGAGAAGCUAUACAUGUAUCGGUCUCUUGAUGGGCAGAGGAAUGAUGCACCAAACUUUGUGUCGAUCUUGUAGACCUAAAAUUUUGUUAUGGAGGAAGAUGAUACUGACAUGUUGGUCGUUUCAUUUGGCAACCAUGGGGAGCAGCAUUCGUACUAGCUUUUAAUCUUUGUGGAAGCUGAGUGAUGAAGUGGGUACAUUUUUGAAACACACAAAGGUUCUCUAACUUCUACCGGAGAUGAUCCAGACUGUUGUCUCUUCUCAGCUUGGGUUGUUUUUAACAACUGGCAUUUCAAGUUUCAGCAUAUGUAUUAUCUUUUUAUAUGUCUUGCAGCCUUGAAGCAGAGACGAUAUAGCAGACGCGGAUGAUUCAUUAGUAGGGAGAGAGAGAGAAAGAGGGAGAUGGGUGUGGCUCGUCUUUCCUUGCUGUAUUAGUAGGCAAUUGUUUAUAUCCUUAAUUCUUUAUCACAGAGCAAAGAUGAGGCUACCCAACGUUAGACCCCGCGAAGAGUUUGUUAGAAGCUGGUGGUGCCAGUUUAACUCACAAGUGAAGAAUCUGAGACUGCUAUUCCUAAUACUUCACUUUUUUUCCUUCGGUGAAGAAUUUGACGACCAGAACUAUGAUUGGUAGGGAUGAUAGGGAAUCGACAUCAGAAAGGCUGUUUUAUGCCAACAUAUAAUCGAAGAAGUACUUGCAUCUCAUCAGUUUUUCUUCAAAUGUUUGUUGAUUUUGAACUGUUUCUCCGGUGGUUUAUUCUUUUUAUGGAAGGGUGGAGCAGAGAAAACUGUUGUAGGAGAUUGAAGAAAAUAUUGAUAUUUUCUUUCAUUUAUUUGUUUCUUCUUCUCAAAGAUUUGGUCAUAAAAACUCUUCAUUUAUUGUUAUUUUGAGAACCUUUUGAGAUGAAUAAAUGCAAAUGAAACCCUAAACGAUAGAUGGGUUCUUCUCCAA